UGUGUGUGUGGGGGGUGUGUGUGUGUGUGUGUGUGUGUGUCAGUGUGUGUGUGUGUGGCGUGUUUUAGUUUCAGGCUGGUGUCGCUGCUGCUGGCGAUGGUGAUGGGGAUUCGCGGACAGGAGCGUGUGGUGGCCCUGGUCGACAUGGACUGUUUCUAUGUCCAAGUGGAGCAGAAGAACAACCCCGAGCUGCGGGGCAAGCCGUGCGCUGUGGUCCAGUACAAGACCUGGCAGGGAGGAGGUAUUAUUGCUGUCAGCUAUGAGGCGCGAGCGUAUGGGGUGACCAGAGGAAUGCGAGGUCAGGAGGGAAAGAAGAGAUGUCCGCAGCUUCAGUUCGCUCAAAUCCCUGAGGCUCGAGGCAAGGCAGAUCUCAGCAAGUACAGAGAAGCCAGUGUACAGGUGCUCUCAGUGAUGUCCCGGUUUGCUGUGAUCGAACGGGCCAGUAUCGACGAGGUCUUUGUCGAUCUGACAGCUGCUGCCCGCCAGCGAUGCCGCACACUGGAGGGCCAGAGGAUUGAUGGCAGGCUCCUGGGAACCACCUUCGUGGAGGGAUUCUCCCCCCACAAUCAGGCAGAACAACUGGGAGACCGAGCUGUACAGAGAGCUGUCGCUCUGGGUCUGACAGAGGAAGCUCGCCGAGCAGGGCUAGACUCCUGGUUGGAGUCCCUGCCCGUCACUAGCCGAGACGGAGAGAGCCCCGAGCUGCUGCUGACAGCGGGGGCACUGAUCAUUGAGGAAAUGCGGGCGGCAGUGCACCAGGAGACUGGGUACACGUGUUCGGCUGGAGUUUCACACAACAAGGUGUUGGCGAAGCUGAGCUGUGGUUUGAACAAACCAAGCCGGCAGACAGUGCUGCCAAUGUGCUCUGUGCCACGACUCUUCGACACGCUGCCCAUUGGCAAAAUCCGCAAUCUGGGUGGGAAGUUGGGAGAGUCGGUGGCUCGUCUCCUGAACAUUGAGUACAUGGGGCAGCUGCGAGCAUUCCCAGAGUCUCAGCUCCACAGCGUGUUCGGGGAGAAAACUGGGAACUGGCUGUUUGACCUGUGCCGGGGAGUGGAGUUCGAACCCGUCAGACCCCGUCACCUCCCCAAAUCCAUCGGCUGCAGCAAGAACUUCCUGGGGACGGAGGCACUGAGCAGUUGUGAGCAGGUGAAACACUGGCUCCUGCAGUUGGCCAUGGAGCUGGAGGAGAGACUGGACAAAGACAAGGAGCAGAACCAGCGGGUGGGAAGGCUGCUGUCUGUGGGAGUGCGGCUGGAGGGCAGUGACAGAAGUAGCAGCUUGUCUCGGUGCUGCGCUCUGUCCCUGUACAGGGCUGGCAGGAUCGCAAAGGAUGCUUUCAGCUUAAUCCAAGGAGUCAACUCAGCAGCAAGGCAUCAGGCAGCAUGGUACCCAGCUGUCACUGGCCUCUCUCUGUCAGUCAGUAAAUUCUCGGGAAUCUCUGUGACCUCGACCAAGCCCAUUAAGCAGUUUCUGAUCUCCGACCGCACGCUGACAGAGACAGAUAGCUCGUUGCUAUCGCUGCACCCAGCAGGCAGCCCCUCCCAAUGUCCACACACUCUCACAGCAGCUUCAAGCAGGCCCAGUCUCCGUAACAUCGCUUCGUACUUCCAGAGGGUGAGGAAGCUUCCAGAAUCUUCCACAAACCCUGACACUGCUUCUCUGCCUGUGAUCCCCUCAGUGAAGGCCCAAGGUCAUCAGGUGACACCUCAGAGAAACUUUCCAUCAAAACCAUCCUUUUUCAAAAGUAGAGUUUUCAAAACCAGCCCUGAUGCCCCGGGAAGCCCCCUUCCCCUCAGUGAUGCCCCAGGAAGCCCCCUUCCCCUCAGUGAUGCCCCGGGAAGCCCCCUUCCCCUCAGUGAUGCCCCGGGAAGCCCCCUUCCCCUCAGUGAUGCCCUGGGAAUACCCCUUACGCUCCCUGAGCCUCUGGGACCUCCUGUGGAGAUUGCCCUGAGCCCACUGUCCGUUGGGUGGCCAUGUGAAAGGCCCCCUUCCCCGGGCUCUCUGCUGCGGUGCCCAAAAUGUGGCGAGUACAAGCUGCCCUGGGAGAUGUCUGAACACGAGGACUUCCACUUUGCCCUUGAGCUGCAGAAGAGCCUGUCUGCAGCUCCCCCAACCCAGUGCACUGCCCAGCCCACCACUACUCCGAAAAACAAAGCUGCCAGGCAGCUUGGCUCCCGAGCUAAAAAACCCCGGCUCACAGUGAGCCUGCUCACCUACUUCCAAAAAUCCCCGCGGCCGUGAACUUGGCUGGGGGCUGAGGGGGAGAGGGACCUCACUGCCUCCUCAUGGACAGAGAGAGUGCUAGCUUUUUAACAGUCUUUUAAAAACUCACGUUUGUAUUUAUCUAUGUAAUAUUAAAUGGAGAUUGCGAAGACAGACUUUAACAAUAUCCCAAAUAUUACUGAGCUGUUUUAUUGGUCCUUCCUUUCUGCUGGGGGUGUGCUGAUUGGGUGUGUGUGUGUCUUGGUCGUAUCUGUCUGUGCCUAUAAAUGUACUGUCUAGUGGAUUACAGGCUCGGCCAGUUCCAAUUAUCCUGCCCUCAUUCCUGUUGAAAAGCUGCUGAGAGCUCAGUGAGAUCCUCCUGCAGGAUGUGUGUGAUUGUGAAGUACACACUGAAACAGAUUUAGCCACAUCCAAGGAGUUAAUAUUGUCAGUGCAGACUUCAUCCUGCAGCACAUCUACUGACUGCGUUACCCGCUGGUCUCGUACCACAGCUGCCAGGCUCGCACAAGAGGAACAAAACAGAAAGCUGAUGUUUCUAUGGGAAUAAUUCCACAUCUUUGAAAUGACCGAGAAAUAUUUGCAUUUCACAAGAUAAAAAGGACACUUCAAUUGUAUAUUUUCAAAAUGUCAGCCUCCAGCUCCUCUCCUCACCAAUGGGUUUUAAUGGCAGGAUAAUUGUUAUUUGCUUUCCUUUACUGGGGCCAGCUUUUUAAUUGCACUCAUUUUAUUUCCUGAUCACCUCUAAAUGAUUAGGUUUCUGACAUUGUCCUUCAGGUCACAUUCAGUGUUCAAGUUUCAAAACUCGAGAUCCUGUUGUGGGUUGUUGGGUUUCACAUAAGCUGCCAAAUGAAUUUCUUUUAAAGUCACAUGUACAUGGAAAAAUACUGUGGGAAAAAUAUUUUAAUGACAUUUUGUAUUACAAAAUGAAUAAAAAGAAAUUAUUUAAAUAGA
Messenger RNA from Stegostoma tigrinum, 3177 nucleotides. It is a transcript of the gene polh, whose product is annotated as polymerase (DNA directed), eta. Gene Ontology annotation, biological process: response to radiation; error-prone translesion synthesis. The record is from RefSeq and is a predicted model, not a curated record. Gene Ontology annotation, molecular function: DNA-directed DNA polymerase activity; damaged DNA binding. Bases 97 to 2244 code for a protein of 715 amino acids. The transcript has 11 exons. Gene Ontology annotation, cellular component: replication fork; site of double-strand break; nucleus. Lineage: Eukaryota; Metazoa; Chordata; Chondrichthyes; Orectolobiformes; Stegostomatidae.